Entamoeba nuttalli P19 is the source of this 816-nucleotide messenger RNA. RefSeq lists its product as hypothetical. The transcript has a single exon. The coding region runs from base 1 to 816 and encodes 271 amino acids. The record is from RefSeq and is a predicted model, not a curated record. NCBI's taxonomy places the organism in Eukaryota, Evosea, Mastigamoebida, Endamoebidae.
AUGUAUAAUAAAAAUGGUUUUGAUGAUUGCUAUAGUGAUCGUACUGUAGCUCAAAGAAAAGGAGUUUCAUCAUUAUUUAGCCCUUACAACUUUACGUUGGUUAUUUCUGUGGCAUUAAUUGUGAUUACUUCAGUCAGAAAGGUAGAAGGAAAAUUUGUAGUAAUGAUGAAUGUGGUUAACAAUUUCCUCAAUGGGUAUAUGUUCCAUCGUUCUUUAUAUUUUAUAUCUGGAAUCCUUAAAGAAAAUAUUGGAGACACUAAUUGCAGUGUUAAUAAUGCUAAACCUAAUGGUAUUAGUGGACACUUUUUUACCGCAAUAUUCUUCUUUGCACUUUUUGUUCAUUUACUUAGAAAACUCACCUUUCAACCAAAGCAUUCUAACUUGCUUUGUUUUGAGUUUUGUGAACAAAAAAAUAAUCAAACAUUUUUUAAGACAGUACAAGAAUUAUUUUGUAUUGAUGACCUCCCAAAUACAAAACAUAUCCUUCUUGGGAAAGGAGGAUUACUAAUUUAUUUAUUCACUUGUUUAUUAACUAUGGGAGAUACUUUAUUAAGAGGAUAUCAUACUCCACGACAAGUUUUUUAUGGGAUAUUAUUUGGUAUUGUUUCUAUCAUUCUUUAUACUUUGUUCAUCAAAACCCCUUUCAAAUAUCAAAGCUUGACCAAUAUGAUAAUGAUUAUUGCCUCUUAUCUUACGUUUUGCCAAAUACAUUAUCAUCACUUUAAAUUCACUGGCUUCUUUAUUACUGGAGUCAUAUCUAUUUUAUUAACACAUUACUCAAUUCUUUCUCAAACUUCAUGUUCUAAGGAAGAAUAA